GUUAUCUACGACUUAUAUAUAUACACUCCGUGCUGGCGAUGUUUUAUUAUUAGUAGAUCGUCGAAGCUCGUUGCGAAUCGCCAUGGCCGCGCUCGUGACGACCCUCCCUGCGAUGCAGCUGGUUUGUAAUUUGGUGUUCGUCGGUAACGGUACCAAUUCCGCUUUGCCUCUACCGGGCGGAUCAAUAAACGCAUCGAUCCUCCCCGAAGGCUACAUCGCGUAUCCCGAGACCGGGGUAGCUUACAAAGUCCACGAUGAGAUCGUUUCAUGGUUUGUCGCCAAAGAAAAAUGCAGCCGGGAUGGCGGUAACUUGGCGGUGAUUGAUUCGCUCAAAAAAUUGGCAUUCGUCAAGGCUCAAAGAAGGUCGAGAGACCUCACGCACGUCGGUAUUAAUCGGAUAGAAGGAAUCAACGGAUGGCUGAGCGCAAAAACCGGUUUGCCACUGUCUAACAUACCGUGGGCACCGGGCGAGCCAAACGGAAGCGGAAACUGCGUACAAAUAAAACGAGAAGAAAAUGGACUCGGGGUAUACUCGUGCAUCGCACCAGGGGAUUACGUCUGCGAAAUUCCGAUCCCCGAAAACUACACUGCGCAGCUUUGAAAUCGAGGAAUUCAUGCCAGUAGUUAUGACAUAUUGUCCAACAGGCUAUACGUAUCAAACUUUCGUGUAUAUUAUUACAAUUUGUCGUAUGAUAAGCGAGAUAACAUCGAUUGACUCGAGCAUACCAGGGUAGAAGAGGUCUGGCAUUUGUGCGAUCUCUUGAGGAAAAAUAAAUGAAAACGUUUAACUGGAAUCCCAAUGUGAUAAUAAAGUUCGCUGGGUCAAGUCAGAAGGUCUUAAAAGCACGCACGCACCUCCAACUGACACUAGUUUCGAAGAAGUUUUCAUUCUCGGUAAAAAUGGCUUCCAUGAUGGCUUCGCUACCGCUCCACUUACUGUGUCAGUUAAUCGCGCCCAAUGUAACUACGAAUCAUAAUAAUCAUGGUACCCCUGUGUACCAGUUGCAACAACAGCCAAGUGCCAUUCUUCCGGAAGGAUACGUCGAAUACCCUGGGCAAGGAGUAGCCUAUAAGUAUCGUAUGGAAGAUUUGGUGUCUUGGAAAAAAGCUAGAGAACUAUGUGUUUCGGAGGGGGCUCAUUUGGCAGUGAUCGAUACCAGAGAAAAACUUGAAUACGUUAUGAGAUCUCACCCUACCCUUGCUUUUCAUGUGGGUUUAUAUGCAGCGUACGAUGACAACAAAGAUUGGGUCAGUGUUACUAGUGGAGGAGCGCCUAUGUUAAACCUACCCUGGCAAUCUACCGAGCCCGAUUCUACUUACAGAUGUGUUGUGGCUACAAAGGACGGACUCAGUAAUUACAGCUGUUCGGAUCACAAACGGUAUUUCAUAUGCGAACGUCCGAUUUCUUCCAGUGUCCCCGCGGGACCACGGACCACGGUGAAUGUCGCCGACAUCCACUAGAAUCGCGAACGCGUCGAGUGGCUUUUUCUUAUAUUUUUGAACAUGCCAAUUUUUUUCCAAUCUCGUCAUGUAUCUCAUAAUCACUCGCAUGGCCCUCGGAUGAAUUGGUUCAGGAUGAUCCUCGGAAAAUUAUUUCCCGAUCAUUGGUCAACAUUUUUUCUUCAAGAACCGUCAGCCGCGGGCACAAUUAUAUAUUUAGUGAAAUAUGCGCAAAUCCGACGCGAAACCGAUGAAUAAUUGCUACGAUCUCUUCCAAGUACAUGAUGUGUAUGAUCCAUUCUGUUUCGACAAACUCAAUACAAUGAUAAUAUAUGAUGAUCAAAAGAAAAGAAAAAUAACAGAAUGAUAACACGAGGA
Athalia rosae (coleseed sawfly) is the source of this 1818-nucleotide messenger RNA. RefSeq lists its product as uncharacterized. The transcript has 5 exons. Bases 775 to 1461 code for a protein of 228 amino acids. Gene Ontology annotation, biological process: biological process involved in interspecies interaction between organisms. Gene Ontology annotation, molecular function: carbohydrate binding. Lineage: Eukaryota; Metazoa; Arthropoda; Insecta; Hymenoptera; Athaliidae. Gene Ontology annotation, cellular component: external side of plasma membrane. The record is from RefSeq and is a predicted model, not a curated record.